CCGGGGCGCUCUCGAAUGCGGCAGGACAAGCUGACCGGCUCCCUGAGGCGCGGAGGGAGAUGCCUGAAGCGGCAGGGUGGUGGCGGCGGCGGCGGCGGAGGCGUGGGCACCAUCCUGAGCAAUGUGCUCAAAAAGCGCAGCUGCAUUUCUCGGACCGCGCCCCGGCUGCUCUGCACCCUGGAGCCGGGAGUUGACACAAAGUUGAAGUUCACUCUUGAGCCAUCUUUAGGUCAAAAUGGUUUUCAGCAGUGGUAUGAUGCUCUCAAGGCAGUUGCCAGACUAUCAACAGGAAUACCGAAGGAAUGGAGGAGAAAGGUUUGGUUGACCUUGGCAGAUCAUUAUUUGCACAGUAUAGCUAUUGAUUGGGACAAAACCAUGCGCUUCACUUUCAAUGAAAGGAGUAAUCCUGAUGAUGACUCGAUGGGAAUUCAGAUAGUCAAGGAUCUUCACCGCACAGGCUGCAGUUCUUACUGUGGCCAGGAGGCUGAGCAGGACAGGGUUGUAUUAAAACGGGUCCUGUUGGCCUAUGCCCGAUGGAACAAGAAUGUUGGGUACUGCCAAGGCUUUAACAUCCUGGCCGCUCUAAUUCUGGAAGUAGUGGAAGGCAAUGAAGGGGAUGCACUGAAAAUUAUGAUUUACCUUAUUGAUAAGGUACUUCCUGAAAGCUAUUUUGUCAAUAAUCUCCGGGCUUUGUCUGUGGAUAUGGCUGUCUUCAGAGAUCUCUUGAGACUGAAACUCCCCGAAUUAUCUCAGCACCUGGAUACUCUUCAGAGAACUGCGAACAAGGAAAGUGGAGGUGGAUACGAGCCCCCACUUACGAAUGUCUUCACGAUGCAGUGGUUUCUGACUCUCUUUGCUACAUGCCUCCCUAACCAUACAGUCUUAAAAAUCUGGGAUUCAGUCUUCUUUGAAGGUUCAGAAAUCAUCUUGAGAGUGUCGCUGGCCAUCUGGGCAAAAUUGGGAGAGCAGAUAGAAUGCUGUGAGACAGCAGAUGAAUUCUACAGCACCAUGGGGCGCCUUACCCAGGAGAUGCUAGAGAAUGACCUUCUGGAAAGCCACGAACUCAUGCAGACUGUUUAUUCUAUGGCUCCAUUCCCUUUCCCACAAUUGGCAGAGUUGAGGGAAAAAUACACCUACAACAUUACACCAUUCCCAGCCACAGUUAAACCCACCUCAGUUUCUGGACGACAUGGUAAGGUCAGAGACAGUGAUGAGGAGAACGACCCAGACGAUGAAGAUGCUAUCGCUAAUGCAGUGGGGUGUCUUGGGCCUUUCAGUGGGCUCCUGGCACCUGAACUGCAGAAGUACCAAAAGCAAAUUAAAGAACCGAAUGAAGAGCAGAGCCUGCGGUCUAAUAACAUCGCGGAGCUGAGUCCAGGAGCAAUCAAUUCCUGUCGAAGUGAAUACCAUGCAGCUUUCAACAGUAUGAUGAUGGAACGCAUGACCACAGAUAUCAACGCGCUGAAGCGGCAGUAUUCUCGGAUUAAGAAGAAGCAGCAGCAGCAGGUGCAUCAGGUGUAUAUCAGGGCAGACAAAGGGCCAGUGACCAGCAUUCUCCCAUCUCAGGUAAACAACUCUCCAGUUAUCAACCACCUUCUUUUAGGAAAGAAGAUGAAAAUGUCAAACAGACCUGCCAAGAAUGCUGUCAUCCACGUCCCUGGUCACACAGGAGGCAAGAUGUCUCCUGUCCCCUAUGAAGACCUGAAGACGAAGCUCAAUUCCCCAUGGCGAACGCACAUCCGUGUCCACAAAAAGAACAUGACGAGGACCAAGAGUCAGCUGGGCUGUGGGGACACCGUGGGGCUGAUAGAGGAGCAGAAUGAGGGCUGCAGGGCUAACAGCCUGGGGGCAGCGGAGGCUUCCUCCAGGUGUGCGGCAGCAGCUGGGAGAGAGGGUCGUUGCUCCGAAGGCUGCACUGGGAGGACGAUCGAAGGGCAGUCUCCAGAGCCCGUGUUCGGGGAUGCCGAUGCUGAUGUGUCUGCGGUCCAGGUGAAGUUAGAAGCCUUGGAACUGAACCGGAGGGAUGCUGCUGCUGACCCUGAGCCCAAGGCACACCCACCCUGCCCGCAGCACUUCCCAGAGCUGCCUGAUGCCCCUGGUGAAACCAGAGCCCCCAGCAAACCUUCCCAGGGCAGCCACCUGAAAGCGCCCAUCUUUAGCCCUUUCCCCAGCGUCAAACCACUGCGGAAGUCAGCCACCGCCAGGAAUUUGGGACUGUAUGGUCCUACAGAAAGAACCCCAACCGUGCACUUUCCUCACAUGAGCAGGAGCUUCAGCAAAUCGGGUGGUGGAAACAGUAGCACUAAGAAACGAUGAUGGCCCUCAGAAACUGAAUCUAGAUUCACCUUCUCAUGGCCGUCUAAGGGGUCCAGCUGAAUGGCUCCAAAAGAGUUUUGACUGUCCAGUGAAAACGAAUAGAUAGUGAGAUGAACACCAGUCCGUGAAAAUGGGAACUGGAAGUUUUAUAAUGGGAGCUAGAAUGGGUAUGUUUUCCCCCACCCACCGAUAACGGAUCCAGUGAAUUCUUGUGGCAGAAUAAAUAUUGUAGUUUUAAAGUGUGAA
Messenger RNA from Callorhinus ursinus (northern fur seal), 2562 nucleotides. RefSeq names its product TBC1 domain family member 30 (gene TBC1D30). The record is from RefSeq and is a predicted model, not a curated record. NCBI's taxonomy places the organism in Eukaryota, Metazoa, Chordata, Mammalia, Carnivora, Otariidae. Gene Ontology annotation, cellular component: endoplasmic reticulum.